AAUUGUCAAAGCGAUGAUCGAAUCUUCUUACUGUGUACGCUGAAAAAUUUACGUCUUUUUAUAAAAAAAAUUUAGAGAUUAGUCUCAGAACUAAAUAAAAUCUAUAUAGUUAAAGAAAAGAGUCAAGUACUUCAUCGAUUCAGUCAGUUAUAGCCCGUUGAUUUAUUCUUCGUUUUGAUUCAUGGCUUCGAGUACUACAUUGCAAAAAGCAAUAGAUUUGGUUACAAAAGCUACUGAAGAGGAUAGAAAUAAAAAUUAUGCCGAAGCUUUACGCUUAUAUGAACACGGCGUUGAGCAUUUUUUGCACGCCAUUAAAUAUGAAGCUCAGGGUGAAAAAGCUAAAGAUUCAAUUCGAGCUAAAUGCCUGCAGUAUUUAGAUCGAGCUGAGAAAUUAAAGGAGUAUCUAAAGAAAGGCCGUAAAAAACCAAUUAAGGAAGGCGAAUCCGGAAAUAAAGAUGAUAAAGACAAGAAAAGUGACAGUGAUUCUGACGGAGAAGAUCCGGAAAAAAAGAAACUGCAGAAUAAACUUGAGGGUGCGAUAGUAAUCGAAAAGCCCAAAGUGAAGUGGUCAGAUGUGGCUGGUUUGGAUGCCGCCAAAGAAGCUCUCAAAGAGGCUGUUAUCUUACCAAUAAAGUUUCCGCAUCUUUUUACCGGCAAGCGCAUACCAUGGAAAGGUAUACUAUUGUUUGGUCCUCCCGGUACCGGUAAAUCGUAUCUGGCCAAAGCCGUAGCCACCGAAGCAAACAAUUCCACAUUCUUUUCUGUAUCUAGUUCGGAUUUAAUGUCCAAAUGGUUGGGUGAAUCUGAAAAACUUGUCAAGAAUCUCUUUGAAUUGGCCCGUCAACACAAACCUUCAAUAAUAUUUAUCGAUGAAAUAGAUUCAAUGUGUUCGACUCGUUCCGAUAAUGAAAACGACAGCGUUCGACGUAUUAAAACCGAAUUUCUUGUACAAAUGCAAGGUGUUGGUAAUGAUACUGAUGGCAUUUUAGUUCUAGGAGCUACGAAUAUACCAUGGGUUCUAGACUCAGCUAUCCGUCGUCGUUUCGAGAAGCGUAUUUAUAUACCUUUGCCAGAGCCACACGCUCGCCUGGUUAUGUUUAAAAUACAUUUAGGUAACACUACACAUACACUCACCGAGCAAGAUUUAAAAGUGUUGGCUGGCAAAACAGAUGGUUAUUCGGGGGCUGAUAUAUCAAUUGUUGUACGUGACGCUCUAAUGGAGCCAGUACGUAAAGUGCAGACGGCUACACACUUCAAGCGUGUUACCGGUCCAUCACCUACCGACAAAGAAACGAUAUGUGACGAUUUAUUAUUACCUUGUUCGCCUGGUGAUGAGGGAGCCAUUGAAAUGUCCUGGAUGGAUGUGCCUAGCGAUAAAUUAUACGAGCCACCCGUAACGAUGCGUGAUAUGCUAAAAUCUCUCUCACGCACUAAGCCUACAGUUAACGAGGAAGAUUUAAUUAAAUUACGUAAAUUUACGGAAGAUUUUGGGCAGGAAGGUUGAAUUAUUAUAAGCAACCACGAAAAAUAUUAAUGUUAAAUGUUAUAAAUUAAGUCAACAUACUUCUUUUUGAUUGUUUUCGUCAUUGAUUUUUUCUAUUACUAUUUCAUCUAAAGAAAGAUUUCACAACAUACAGUGGAAGAAUAUGUGUUUCUGGCAAGGAAAUGCAGUCUCAUAUUUUUAUACCUGUUACGAUAUAUAUGUCUAGAUACAAGAUAAAUACAUAAAUAUAUUUGAAUACAAGUUACAAUGCUAAAAAAGUAAAGCUUGAAACACUGAA
Molecule: messenger RNA, 1781 nt
Organism: Glossina fuscipes
Lineage: Eukaryota; Metazoa; Arthropoda; Insecta; Diptera; Glossinidae
Gene: Vps4
Product: vacuolar protein sorting-associated protein 4B
Exons: 7
Coding region: 182-1504 (440 amino acids)
Biological process (GO): endosomal transport; vacuole organization
Molecular function (GO): ATP hydrolysis activity; ATP binding
Source: RefSeq, a predicted model, not a curated record